Molecule: messenger RNA, 625 nt
Organism: Hermetia illucens (black soldier fly)
Lineage: Eukaryota; Metazoa; Arthropoda; Insecta; Diptera; Stratiomyidae
Product: general odorant-binding protein 28a-like
Exons: 5
Coding region: 90-548 (152 amino acids)
Biological process (GO): sensory perception of smell
Molecular function (GO): odorant binding
Source: RefSeq, a predicted model, not a curated record
ACUCGCGGUAUAUACUUUCGGAAAAUUGUUUCUGCAGUGACAGUGUUAUAGUAAUUCCGGAAAACUCUAAAAGAAUUUUGACCGUGAGCAUGGCUAAGUUGGGAGUUACAAGUAUUCUGUUAGUUAUCUUCGUUUGCAUAUCGGCUGGGCUGGACGAGGACCCCAUUUCCAUAGAAGUUCCGGACGACUCAGAAUUGAGAGUCAUAGCCAAGAAAUGCAAAAUUCCCGGAGUUUCUGAUGAGGAAAUUGAACGAAUGCUUAACGAUGAUACGAAUUUAUCAUAUGGAGGGAAGUGUACUCUGAAAUGUAUAGCCGAGAAUAUAGGGAUUGUCAUAAAAGACGAUCAAAUGGAUGUAGCGGAAACGAAGAAGAUAGUGGAGAAAUCUGCGGUAGAUAAAGAGGAAUUAGCAUUGCCGUUUUAUCUCAUCGAUAAAUGCGGUGAAAUCAAAGACAAAGAUGAAUGUGAACUGGCUUACAAACUGAAUCUGUGUAUGAUUGAAGCAACGAAAGAAUGGAAUUCUAAUAGCACCACUGAUGACCUGUUGUGAUUUCCUAGAAUUGAAAUCAAAAAUCAUCCUAAACCUUAUUUUAGAAAAAUGUGCUUGAUAUAAACAAGUUGGAAAAU